Rhizophagus irregularis DAOM 181602=DAOM 197198 is the source of this 606-nucleotide messenger RNA. RefSeq lists its product as uncharacterized. The record is from RefSeq and is a predicted model, not a curated record. Lineage: Eukaryota; Fungi; Glomeromycota; Glomeromycetes; Glomerales; Glomeraceae.
GAAUAAAAAAAAAACUUUAAUUUUAAAUAUUUAUACAUUGGUUAAAAUUUAAUCUUAAAAUUUUUUUCACUCUCUUUUCUUUCCUUCUUCACUUUCUCUCACGUAUAUAUUAAAUUAUCCUUCAAAACUUGUAAUCAUAUACUUGUAAUCAUAUACUCUUGUAAUCAUAUACUACUUGUAAUCAUAUAUCAUUAUCCCAUCAAUACAUACAUUCUACAUUCCACAUUUCCACGUCUUCAAAAAAAAAUCUUUUUUCUUUAACAACAAAAACCUUACAAGAAUUAUUCAUAAUGUUUUUCAGAGUCUUAGGAGUUACUUCACUUGUUGCAGUUGUCGCGACAAACACUUCAAGAGUCGUUCAUCCACAGGAUCGUUAUCAUACUAAAAAGGAAGAACAACAAACUUCAAAUUAUAAUCAUAAUCAUUAUAAUGUUCAUCCUCAUUAUCAAUUUCAAUAUCAACUUAAACCAAAAUAUCCUGCAUUCACAAGAUAUAGUCAAGGGGUAGACAUUGAUCCUACAAACAUUACCAAAAAAUCAAAAUCAAAAAGAUCAAAGUCCAACAAGCGAAACACGAAUAGACACCUAUGAUCUUUUUUUUUUUGUA